UGCAAUGGCGCUGAUGGUGCUGAUGGUUGGAGGAAUGCCAAGGAACGUAACUCAAUUUCGUACCCCGAGGAAACACCGUGUUAGGCUGCAAGGCGCUGUAAUGCACUGUAAGGCAGCAACACCUGAUUCUCCCCAUCCCAAACUCACGACGUCAACUCGUCCUUCCAUGUCCAUCUGAUAUCUUACCUCAACCAUCCACCCGUGAAUCCCUUUCGCAUUGCCCCCUGUUCAAUCCAAAUCCCUUCAAGCACGAAAUCACCCCUCAGCUACCCCCAUCAACCUAUCGACAAACAUGGCUUCCCAAAUCGCCACCCGUGAAGCCGAAAUCAAAGAAUAUGAAGAACAGCUCGAAACCGUCCUCUCCGCCUUACAAGGCGACUCCGAAAGCGCCGAACUCAAUACCCUAAAAGACGAACUCAACCAAAUCCUCGCCCUCCAACGCGACGAAGUCGCCGAACUAAAAGCCACCGCCGCCUCCGAACCCGCCAAACCCCCCUCCUCCAAAGACAAAUGGACCCGCGACCCCGGCCCUGAUGUCAGCCACCGAAAACCAGACACCCCCCACCCCACCGACCAGCCCUCUCCCGCCAUCACCUACGCCGUCAACGACCCCGUCCUCGCCCAAUGGACCUCCGGCGACCGCAAAUUCUACCCCGCGCGCAUCACCUCCAUCACCGGCUCCGCCGCCGCUCCCGUGUACACCGUCGUCUUCAAAUCCUACAACAACACUGAAACGGCGCGCGCACACGAGCUAAAACCCCUACCGACGGCCCACGCCGGACGGAAGCGCAAGGCGGAGGAGGCGGCGCUACCAGCGGACAACGCGAACGUCAUCUCAGCGGCGGCGGCGAUUGAUCCGGAGUUGGCGAAGGAGGCGAGGAAGGUAAAGGCGCGGAAGGAGCUGGAGGCGUCGAAGUCGAAGUGGCAGGAUUUCAAUGCGAAGGGGAAGUUUGGGAAGGGGAAGAGGAAGGAGAGUAUGUUUCGGACGGGGGAGGGGGUUAAUGCGAGAGUUGGAUUCACAGGCUCGGGACAGGCGAUGCGGAAGGAUCCGUCGAGGAGUCGGCAUAUCCACGAAUACGGCGAAGACGAAUACUAAACCCGUCACAUCAACACGGCGGUUCCGUCUAUUAAUGGCAGUCCGAGUAUCGAGUUGGCCGUACCGAGUUUCAGGGCGAAUCUCCAUACCUCCCUUCGUCUCUUUCAUUCUCAUCAAA
This is a messenger RNA of Eremomyces bilateralis CBS 781.70, 1214 nucleotides long. RefSeq lists its product as uncharacterized. The record is from RefSeq and is a predicted model, not a curated record. The coding region runs from base 293 to 1096 and encodes 267 amino acids. The transcript has 4 exons. Gene Ontology annotation, biological process: negative regulation of DNA-templated transcription. Gene Ontology annotation, molecular function: DNA-binding transcription factor activity. NCBI's taxonomy places the organism in Eukaryota, Fungi, Ascomycota, Dothideomycetes, Eremomycetales, Eremomycetaceae.